This is a messenger RNA of Symbiodinium natans, 225 nucleotides long. The record is from the annotation of a GenBank genome assembly. NCBI's taxonomy places the organism in Eukaryota, Dinophyceae, Suessiales, Symbiodiniaceae.
AUGAAGAGGACUAUGUCCGGCUCUUUCGCACAGAGCUCGAAGAGCAUGCGCGACGAGCAAUCUUUCGCAGGAAGAGGUGUUUCCUUCCUUUUGAAGAUUGUGUCAAGUGGGUGCGCGCCAUGGGCCUUUGGGACAACCAGGAGGAGUGGGAAGAGUGGAUUCAAAUGGGUGAGAAGCGGAACCCAUACAUUCCAAGCCGCCCAGAAAAAUACUAUGGAGAUCUGA